UCGCGGGAGGGCUCUUGAGCGCGCAAACCGUAUCCCUUCAUUCAUCAGGCCGCUUCCUGAAGCCAUUUCUCGACGGGGGAAACGAGAGUUGGCUUACUUUUAAAUCCGUCGCAUCUGCCUAAAUGCACGUUCACGAGGAGCCAUACGUUGCAAAAGUCGACGCUUCAGACUUCAACCUUUACUUGGCUGUGAAUAUUUUUGUAACCAUUGCCGCGGAUUAGCUUGUAAGUGUCGAGACAAGAAAAGGGGCUACCCCGAGAACAAGAUGAGAAGAGGGAUCACCUCGGCUCCGGACAAAGUGAUUCUAGCGGGCGUCGGUAGCUCUCAUUUGGACAAUAAUAUCAUUUUGACCGCUCUCUCGGAUUGUUUAAACCCCAAUCAAGGCAACGCCACUUAUUUCCAAAUAAUAACCACCCCGCCGCCUUGCAACGUUACACAGACAUCAAGUGUAUGUUUAUCUGAGCCUUCGAUAGACAACAUUUACACAACUCCACAACAAGCCGCUGCGAAUGGAGCAGGACAUCGACCCGCACUAGGAAGACCGCCGGCCAAGAGGAGGCUUGCCCUCGACGAUUCAGACCACCAUUACCAGUCAGACUCCUCCAGGACGUCCAGAGGCAGAGGUGCCACAAUAACCAAUGGGACACAUUUAAAGACACCGAAAACGCCUAAGUCUCCACCAGAGAGGACGCGGUACGACACUUCCCUGGGCCUCCUAACCAAGAAGUUUGUGGAUCUGCUAGCUCAGUCUUCCGAUGGUGUUCUGGACCUAAAUCUUGCAGCAGAAACUUUGCAGGUGCAGAAAAGAAGACUGUAUGACAUCACGAAUGUACUUGAGGGAAUUCAUCUCAUCAAGAAGAAGUCAAAGAACAACAUUCAGUGGAUGGGCUGCAGCCUUUUGGAGGUUGAGGGCUCACUAAACCAAAGACAAAGACUGACAGCAGAAGUUUCUGCACUGGCUGAAGAAGAGCAGAGACUGGAGCAGCUCAUCCAGAGAUGCAGCCUGGACACAAGGCACAUAAGCGAGUCAACAAGCAAUCAAAAAUAUGCCUAUGUCACAUAUGAGGACAUCAAGCAACUGGGAAACCUUCAAGACCAGACUGUUAUUCUUGUCAAAGCGCCUACAGACACCAAGCUAGAAGUACCAGAUCCUGAUGAGAGUUUAUCCAUCCACUUGACCAGCACCAGAGGUCCUAUAGAAGUUCUCCUAUGUCCAGACGAGGAGAAUGACCACGGUAGUCCUGUUAAAAAUGGCACCACAGAUAUCAAUGGGAACUCACCGUUCCUCAAAGUCCUUCAAGAUUCAAGUAUCCCGACUAAGUCCCCCAGGACCACCCUGGCACCAGGCUCAUCUGUCACCGUCUCAGCUCUCUCGCCCAUCUCUUCCCCGUACACCAGCCUUCUCCAGCAAACGGAGGACCAGAUCCCCUCCUCCCUGGGGCCCUUCUUGAACCUGGGUCCCCCUCUCCUGGAGCAAGAUGACUACUUAUUAGGUUUGGGAGACGAUCAGGGAAUCAGCGACUUGUUCGACGCCUGUGACUUUGAUAGGAUGCCCUCACUCGGCUUGGAUGACCUCCUGUGCAGCUAGCGCCAGCUGAUCCAUGUCCUCAUUAAGUGCAUUGGAAUGAGCUGGGAGGUCUGUGACUUUAGUUUGUUUAGGCCAAUUCAAAAUACAAGAAAGUUUGGCAAAAAGGGCUUUUUUCCUCCAGUCCCAGGCAGACAAAAGGGCAUGUUUACUCCCGGUGUCACACACAGCCAUGUUUGGCUCAGACUCUGGGAUGACUCCAGUGAAGCUAAAGGGGUAGCAUGAUCGGUACUUAAGAUGUCUCAUUUGGCAUAAUACGCAUUUAAGAAGAAUAGCUGCCUUUUUUUUUUUAAAGGAUUUAUGCCAUCAUAUUGACGGGGCAGAGGGAACAGAAGACAACUCUUGGUUUGAAGGCAGGCUUGAAGUUUGCAAACUACUGCGCACAUUUCAACACAAAUAUCAAAAGUUCUUAUUAUGUAACAGAAUUUCACCUGUUUGACUGUUUGGUAGGUUAUUUUGUGUUAAGAAAAUGACAUGAAGUGAUGUUUCAGGCCAACAAUUUGGGCACAAUUAGUAACCUGAGUCUGAGUGAUUCAGCAUACUGUAGAUCUGGAGCCAUUGCACUUAUGGGUACAAUUGCAGUAGUGGAAAAGUAGUGUUUUUCAAAACACGAAAGGUUUAUGCUGAUUUUCAGUAAUACGAAAAUCUUUAAAAGUUAACAAAUUAACCAAAGGUAUUCAUAACCACUAACACCAGUCAGUCUGGUUAUCACAUUGGAUGGUCAAACUUAAAUUAAUCUUGACAAAUAACCAUGUGGAUUUAGUAGCAGUGACUUGAUCCCUUCCUCUGUCUGCUUUCUGCAAGGCAGCUUUGGUGAGUAGUCAUUUUAAGUUGAAUAAUUGACUUUUGAAUUGAUUUUUAAACCAUAGACUGAAGUAGUAAGGGUCAUUCAAAAAAAAGGCGCACUUCGCCUUCAACUAAACCAGAGGUCAGCAACCCAAAAUGUUGAAAGAGCCAUAUUUGACCAAAAAUACAAAAACAAAUCGGCUGGAGCCGCAAAAAAUUAAAAGCCAUAUUACAUACAGAUAGUGUGUCAUGAGAUAUAAACUGACUUAUGAGGACUUAAAGGAAACUAAAUGAGCUCAAAUAUACCUACAAAUGAGGCAUAAUGAUGCAAUAUACUGUAUACAUACAGCUAGCCUGAAUAGCAUGUUAGCAUUGAUUAGCUUGCAGUCAUGCAGUGACCAAAUAUGUCUGAUUAGCACUCCACAUAAGUCAAUAACAUCAACAAAAUUCACCUUUGAGCAUUCAUGCACAACGGUAAAAGUUUGGUGGACAAAAUGAGACAGAAAAAGAAGUGGCAUAAAACACGUCUUAGAAAGUCGGAGAAAGUUAUACAUUUAAAAAAACUAGGGUGAGUUCAAGGACCGCCAAAAUUAGUAGGACAAAACGGCGCUUGCCAAAUACUCGAAUCGGUGAAGCAUGUUUAAUAUAAACUGUGCUUUGUAACAAUUAAGGAGGUUUGUGUCAUGUUUGUCCUACAGAAACCAUAUUUUUAAAAAAAAGUCCCCCCCCCCCCUCAUCUUUUUCCAUUUUUCAUAUAUUUUUGAAAAAGCUCCAGAGAGCCACUAGGGCGGUGCUAAAGAGCCACAUGCGGCUCCAGAGCCCCAGCUUGCUGAGCCCUUAACUAAACAAUGUUUCACAGCCAUAAUCAUAAUGGUGAAACCAAGUAAAAUGAUUUUCUCUCGCUCCCGGUGGCUUCUUGGAUUAGUUGACCCAUCUGAUGGUAAAACCCAGUUGUCUUGUCUUGAGUCUGUAGUUUUAUUCAACUCGGGAAACCUGCAGAUGCAGGUAGUAUUGCUGCUGUUAGUAUGAGCUCUUCACUCACACAAUUGCUGUGUGCCUGUGUAAUUGUGUGUCGGAAGAUAUGGAUUGCUCAAGAUUAAAGCCUGCCAUGUUUUUUA
Molecule: messenger RNA, 3489 nt
Organism: Nerophis ophidion (straightnose pipefish)
Lineage: Eukaryota; Metazoa; Chordata; Actinopteri; Syngnathiformes; Syngnathidae
Product: transcription factor E2F3-like
Exons: 8
Coding region: 266-1588 (440 amino acids)
Biological process (GO): regulation of transcription by RNA polymerase II
Cellular component (GO): RNA polymerase II transcription regulator complex
Molecular function (GO): RNA polymerase II cis-regulatory region sequence-specific DNA binding; protein dimerization activity; DNA-binding transcription factor activity, RNA polymerase II-specific
Source: RefSeq, a predicted model, not a curated record